Messenger RNA from Cygnus atratus (black swan), 2194 nucleotides. It is a transcript of the gene RXFP1, whose product is annotated as relaxin family peptide receptor 1. The coding region runs from base 161 to 2194 and encodes 677 amino acids. NCBI's taxonomy places the organism in Eukaryota, Metazoa, Chordata, Aves, Anseriformes, Anatidae. Gene Ontology annotation, biological process: G protein-coupled receptor signaling pathway. Gene Ontology annotation, molecular function: G protein-coupled receptor activity; protein binding. The transcript is spliced from 17 exons. Gene Ontology annotation, cellular component: membrane. The record is from RefSeq and is a predicted model, not a curated record.
CUAUUUUCCAUGUGGCAAUAUCACCAAGUGCUUGCCCCAACAACUUCACUGUAAUGGUGAGGAUGACUGUGGGAAUCAUGCUGAUGAAGACAACUGUGAAGACAACAAUGGUUGGUCUCUACAAUUUGACAAGCAUUAUGCAAAGGACAAGUACAAUAAAAUGAAAUCUCUGUAUGCAUUUCAGACCAAGACACCUGAGUGUUUGGCUGGUGCUGUGCCAGCAGAAUGUGUGUGCCAAGGGCUGGAGAUCUUCUGCGAUGCUGUCAAACUGCGUGCUGUCCCUUCGGUCUCUUCAAACAUAACUAUGAUGUCUCUUCAGAGGAAUCUGCUAAGGAAACUUUCUGCUGACGUUUUCAAGAAAUACCGAGACCUUAAAAAUCUGUAUCUUCAGAAUAAUAAAAUCAGAGCUGUGUCCAAACAUGCUUUCAAAGGUUUAUACAACUUGACAAAACUAUACCUGAGUAACAACAAGUUAACCAAUUUGAAGCCUGGCGUCUUUGAAGAUCUCCAUAAACUUGAAUGGCUGAUAAUUGAAAAUAAUAGAAUAAAUCGGAUCUCUCCAUUAACAUUUUACGGACUCAAAUCACUUAUUCUCCUAGAAAUGAUGAAUAAUUCUCUUGCUCGUUUGCCUGACAAACCUCUGUGCCAAUAUAUGCCAAGACUAAACUGGCUAGACCUUGAAGGGAACCAUAUCCAUCAUUUAAGAAAUAUCACUUUUUUCUCCUGCAACACUCUAACUGUACUGGUGAUGAGGCAAAAUAAAAUCAGCUCUUUAAAUGAAAACAGUUUUUCUUCUCUCCAGAUGUUAGACGAAUUAGACUUGGCUAGCAACAAGAUUGAAUCACUUCCUCCAUAUAUAUUUAAGGAUCUAAAGGAGCUUUCACAACUGAACCUUUCUUAUAACCCAAUCAAGAAAAUUCAAAUAGACCAGUUUGAUUUUCUAACUAAACUCAAAUCCCUCAGCUUGGAGGGCAUUGAUAUUGCAAACAUCCAGAGAAGAAUGUUCAGGCCCCUUAGAAACCUCUCCCACAUAUAUUUUAAGAAAUUCCAGUACUGUGGAUAUGCCCCUCAUGUGCGCAGCUGUAAGCCUAAUACCGAUGGGAUUUCAUCCCUUGAGAAUCUCUUAGCUAGCAUUAUACAGAGAGUGUUUGUCUGGGUUGUAUCUGCCAUCACUUGCUUUGGAAAUAUUUUUGUUAUCUGUAUGAGGCCUUACAUCAGAUCGGAAAAUAAGCUCCACGCCAUCUCAAUAAUGUCUCUCUGCUGUGCUGACUGUCUGAUGGGAAUAUAUUUAUUUGUGAUUGGAGCUUUUGAUCUUAAAUAUCGUGGAGAAUACAACAAGCACGCUCAGUUGUGGAUGGACAGUAUUCAUUGUCAAUUGGUGGGAUCGCUGGCUAUUCUGUCUACAGAGGUGUCAGUAUUACUAUUGACAUACCUGACUUUGGAAAAAUACAUCUGCAUAGUUUAUCCUUUUAGGUGUUUGAAGCCCAGAAAAUGCAGGACAAUUUCCAUUUUAGUUCUUAUCUGGAUAAUUGGGUUUGUUGUUGCUUUUAUUCCACUGAGCAAUAAGGAAUUUUUCAGGAACUACUAUGGCACCAAUGGCGUCUGUUUUCCUCUUCACUCAGAGCAAUCAGAAAGUACAGGAAGUCAGAUUUAUUCUGUUGUCAUUUUUUUAGGUGUAAACUUGGCUGCUUUUAUCAUCAUUGUGUUUUCCUAUGGAAGCAUGUUCUACAGUGUUCACCAAACAGCUAUUAUGGCUACUGAAAUUCGGAAUCAUAUCAAAAAAGAGAUGACCCUUGCCAAACGUUUUUUCUUCAUUGUAUUUACUGAUGCACUAUGUUGGAUACCCAUUUUUAUUUUGAAACUCCUUUCUUUACUUCAAGUAGAAAUACCAGGUACCAUAACGUCUUGGGUGGUGAUUUUUAUCUUGCCUAUAAAUAGCGCUUUGAAUCCUCUUCUCUACACUUUGACUACCCGACCUUUCAAGGAAAUGAUUCACCAGGUUUGGUAUAACUACAGACAGAGAAGAUCCAAGAGAGGCAAAGGCAGUCAGAAAACAUACGGCCCGUCAUUCAUUUGGGUAGAGAUGUGGCCAGUGCACGAAAUCACACCAAAGCUAACAAAGCCUGUGCUUUGUACGGACUCUUCUGAUGCGUCUGUGACUACACAGUCAACGAGACUAAAUCUGUACAUGUAA